Molecule: messenger RNA, 4962 nt
Organism: Marmota flaviventris (yellow-bellied marmot)
Lineage: Eukaryota; Metazoa; Chordata; Mammalia; Rodentia; Sciuridae
Gene: Cux1
Product: cut like homeobox 1
Biological process (GO): regulation of transcription by RNA polymerase II; intra-Golgi vesicle-mediated transport
Cellular component (GO): nucleus; Golgi membrane
Molecular function (GO): RNA polymerase II transcription regulatory region sequence-specific DNA binding; DNA-binding transcription factor activity, RNA polymerase II-specific
Source: RefSeq, a predicted model, not a curated record
UCCGGGCGGCCCUUGCCGCGCGCCCGGGGACUCCCGCGGCCCACAGUGACCCGCCGCCGGCUCCUCUCCGGCCCUCUGCUCGGGGAGCCUGUCCUCCCCGCGGGGUCCGCCGGCGCUAUGGAGCGCACGGCAGAUCCGCCCCGGGGCGGCUUUGCUGGCCAGGUUUUCGAAAGCAGAGCCCCGGGGGCCCCGCUGGACUGUGGCGUGCGGGACCACGGUCCCCGUGCCGACCCCCAGGCUCCGCGAGGGACUGCUGCCGGGGCUCCCCAUCCGGCGCCCGAGCUGCCGCCGUGCUCCGGGGCUGCGUUCCUGCCUGCCACCCCCGACCCGGAGGAGCUGAGCGCCCGAUUGCUGCGCCCCGCACGGGCCAGCUCGGCGCCCGCGACGCCGAGACAGCCCCCGGACUCUGCCAGGUGGAUGUUGUGCGUAGCCGGAGACAAGUUGAAGAGAGAACUCGAUGCCACCGCGACAGUGUUGGCGAACCGUCAGGAUGAAAGCGAACAGUCCAGGAAGCGGCUCAUCGAGCAGAGCCGCGAGUUCAAGAAGAACACUCCGGAGGAUUUGCGCAAGCAGGUAGCGCCGCUGCUGAAGAGCUUCCAGGGGGAGAUUGAUGCACUGAGUAAAAGAAGCAAAGAGGCUGAGGCGGCCUUCUUGAAUGUCUACAAGAGACUGAUCGACGUUCCAGAUCCCGUGCCAGCUCUGGACCUCGGGCAACAGCUGCAGCUCAAAGUGCAACGCCUGCACGACAUUGAAACAGAGAACCAGAAACUUAGGGAGACUCUCGAAGAAUACAACAAGGAAUUCGCCGAAGUGAAAAACCAAGAGGUUACGAUAAAAGCACUUAAAGAGAAAAUCCGAGAAUACGAGCAGACGCUGAAGAGCCAGGCCGAGGCGAUCGCGCUCGAGAAGGAACACAAGCUGCAGAAUGAUUUUGCUGAGAAGGAGAGACAGCUGCAAGAGACUCAGAUGUCGACCACCUCGAAGCUGGAGGAAGCGGAACACAAACUUCAGACUCUGCAAACAGCCCUGGAAAAAACUCGAACAGAAUUAUUUGACCUGAAAACCAAAUACGAUGAAGAAACUACUGCAAAGGCCGACGAGAUCGAAAUGAUCAUGACCGACCUGGAAAGAGCAAACCAGAGGGCAGAGGUGGCUCAGCGAGAGGCGGAGACCUUACGGGAGCAGCUCUCCUCGGCCAACCACUCUCUCCAGCUGGCCUCCCAGAUCCAGAAGGCGCCGGAUGUGGAGCAGGCCAUAGAGGUGCUGACUCGCUCCAGCCUAGAAGUUGAGUUGGCCGCCAAGGAGAGGGAGAUCGCCCAGCUGGUGGAGGACGUGCAGAGACUCCAGGGCAGCCUCACCAAGCUGCGGGAGAACUCGGCCAGCCAGAUCUCCCAGCUGGAGCAGCAGCUGAGUGCCAAGAACAGCACGCUCAAGCAACUGGAAGAAAAACUCAAAGGCCAGGCUGACUAUGAGGAGGUGAAGAAAGAACUGAAUAUCCUGAAGUCCAUGGAGUUCGCGCCGGCUGAGGGAGCUGGGACGCAGGACGCAGCCAAGCCCCUGGAGGUGCUGCUGCUGGAGAAGAGCCGCUCCCUGCAGUCUGAGAACACGGCGCUGCGCGUCUCCAACAGCGACCUGAGCGGGUCAGCCAGGAGAAAAGGGAAAGACCAGCCUGAGAGUCGGCGCCCUGGACCCUUGCCGGCCUCCCCUCCUCCUCAGUUGUCCCGCAACGCGGGGGAGCAGGCUUCCAAUACUAAUGGUACACACCAGUUCUCACCAGCGGGGUUAAGUCAAGACUUUUUCAGCUCAUCCCUGGCAAGCCCCAGCCUGCCCCUGGCUUCUACAGGAAAAUUUGCACUAAACUCUCUCCUCCAGCGGCAGCUCAUGCAGUCCUUCUACUCCAAGGCCAUGCAGGAAGCAGGAAGCACAAGCAUGAUUUUUUCAACAGGUCCAUACAGCACAAACUCCAUAUCUUCCCAAAGUCCAUUACAACAAAGCCCAGACGUAAAUGGCAUGGCCCCAUCCCCCAGCCAGUCAGAAAGUGCUGGGAGCGUCUCCGAGGGCGAGGAGAUAGACACUGCAGAAAUCGCCCGACAGGUCAAAGAGCAGCUGAUCAAGCACAAUAUUGGACAGCGCAUUUUCGGACAUUAUGUCUUGGGACUGUCUCAAGGGUCCGUGAGUGAGAUCCUGGCCCGGCCGAAGCCAUGGAAUAAGCUGACCGUCCGCGGCAAGGAGCCGUUCCACAAGAUGAAGCAGUUCCUCUCAGACGAGCAGAACAUCUUGGCUCUUCGCAGCAUCCAAGGCAGACAAAGAGAGAAUCCAGGCCAGAGCCUGAACAGACUAUUUCAGGAAGUACCGAAACGAAGAAAUGGGUCUGAAGGUAACAUCACCACCCGCAUCCGAGCCUCUGACACUGGUUCCGAUGAAGCAAUCAAGUCCAUCCUGGAACAAGCCAAGAGGGAGCUUCAAGUACAGAAAACUGCAGAGCCAGCCCAGCCGUCUUCCGCAUCCAGCAGCGGGAACUCUGACGAUGCCAUCCGCUCCAUCCUGCAGCAAGCCCGCCGGGAAAUGGAGGCCCAGCAGGCCGCCCUAGACCCUGCCUUAAAACCAGCGCCGCUGUCCCAGCCUGACCUCGCCCUCCUGACCCCCAAGCUCCUGUCGGCCGCGCCCAUGCCCACAGUGCCCGGUUAUUCUCCUCUCGCCAUCUCCCUGAAGAAGACGCCCACCGCCCCCGAGGCCAGUGCCCCGGCCCUGCCCAGUGCCCCGGCCCUCAAAAAGGAGGCCCAGGAUGUGCCCGGGCUGGACCCUCAGGGAGCAGCUGACGCUGCACAAGGGGUCCUGAGGCACGUGAAGAGCGAGCUGGGCCGUAGCAGCGGGUGGAAGGACCACUGGUGGAGCCCAGUGCAGCCUGAGAGGAGAAACCCCCCUUCCUCCGAGGAGCCGAAGGCCGAAGAAGCUGGAGGCGGGAGAGAAAGGGUCAGCGGCCAGCCCCGGGCCGAGCGCAGCCAGCUCCCAGGACCUUCGUCAUCAUCAGAGUGCUGGAAAGAGUGGCCAAGUGCCGAGUCCCCGUACUCCCAGAGCUCAGAGCUGAGCGUCGCCGGAGCCAGCCGCAGCGAAACACCCCAGAACAGCCCCCUGCCCUCCUCCCCUAUUGUGCCCAUGGCAAAGCCCGCGAAGCCCUCAGUCCCUCCGCUGACCCCUGAGCAGUACGAGGUCUACAUGUACCAGGAGGUAGACACCAUCGAGCUCACCCGGCAGGUCAAGGAGAAGCUGGCCAAGAAUGGCAUCUGCCAAAGGAUCUUCGGGGAGAAGGUGCUGGGCCUGUCCCAGGGCAGUGUGAGUGACAUGCUGUCCCGGCCGAAGCCCUGGAGCAAGCUGACCCAGAAGGGCCGGGAACCCUUCAUCCGGAUGCAGUUGUGGCUGAACGGCGAGCUGGGCCAGGGUGUGCUGCCCGUGCAGGGCCAGCAGCAAGGGCCAGCCCUCCACUCGGCGACCUCGCUGCAGGACCCGCUCCAGCAGGGCUGCGUGAGCUCAGAAAGCACUCCAAAGACCUCCGCCAGCUGCAGCCCUGCCCCCGAGUCCCCGAUGAGUUCCAGUGAGUCCGUGAAGAGUCUGACGGAGCUGGUCCAGCAGCCCUGUCCCCCCAUCGAGACCAGUAAAGAUGGCAAACCACCAGAACCCACCGACCCGCCGGCUCCAGACUCCCAGCCUACAACCCCUCUGCCUCUCUCCGGUCACUCGGCCCUCAGCAUCCAAGAGCUAGUAGCCAUGUCUCCAGAGCUGGACACCUACGGCAUAACCAAGAGGGUUAAGGAGGUGCUGACGGACAACAACCUUGGUCAGCGCUUGUUUGGGGAGACCAUCCUGGGGCUCACCCAAGGCUCCGUCUCUGACCUCCUUGCCCGCCCUAAACCCUGGCACAAGCUCAGUCUGAAGGGACGGGAGCCCUUUGUCCGGAUGCAGCUGUGGCUAAAUGAUCCCAACAACGUGGAGAAGCUGAUGGACAUGAAGCGGAUGGAGAAGAAAGCCUACAUGAAGCGAAGGCACAGCUCCGUCAGCGACAGCCAGCCCUGUGAACCCCCCGCGGUGGGCAUUGACUACAGCCAGGGUGCCAGUCCCCAGCCACAGCACCAGCUGAAGAAGCCCCGCGUGGUGCUGGCUCCCGAAGAGAAGGAGGCUCUGAAGCGAGCCUAUCAGCAGAAGCCAUACCCGUCACCAAAAACCAUCGAGGAGCUCGCCACCCAGCUCAACCUGAAGACCAGCACCGUCAUCAACUGGUUCCACAACUACAGGUCUCGGAUCCGCAGAGAGCUCUUCAUCGAGGAGAUCCAGGCCGGGAGCCAGGGCCAGGCGGGCGCCAGCGACUCGCCGUCGGCCCGGAGCGGCCGCGCCGCGCCCAGCUCGGAGGGCGACAGCUGCGACGGCGUGGAGGCCGCCGACGCUGAGGAGCCGGGCGGCCCCGCGGCCGCCGCCAAGUCUCAGGGAGGGCCGGCCGAGGCGGCCUCGGCCCCGGCACCGCGGGAGGAGGCGCCGCGGCCGGCGGAGAGGGCGGAGCCGCCGCCGCCGGGGACCCCGGGCCCGGACGACGCCGACGACGCGGGACGGCCCCGGCCGCCGGACGGCCCCGACGGCCCGGCGCCCGUGCCAAACCCCGCCGCCGCGCCUGCGACCGGGGAGGACGCCGCUACCUCAGCCGCCGCGCCCGCAGAGGGCCCCGGCGCGGCCCGGGACGGCGCCGAGCGGAGUUGCGCCUUGCCAAGCACCAGCGCGCCCGCGGCCGCGCGCAGGCCCAGCUCGCUGCAGAGCCUCUUCGGCCUGCCCGAGGCGGCGGGCGCCCGGGACUCGCGGGACAACCCCCUGCGCAAGAAGAAGGCCGCCAACUUGAACAGCAUAAUCCACCGCCUGGAGAAGGCCGCCAGCCGGGAGGAGCCCAUCGAAUGGGAGUUCUGAGGGCGGCCCGCCGGC